AUGGCCAUCCCCAAGCCAUUGGCACACGCGCCUAUCGUCAAACAUGAGCCUCCCCAGCACAAGCGAGGCCGUAGUCUGGUGUUCCUGGCCCACCACGGUGGCAUUGACCUGACCCAGGCUCCAACGACAACCCGGCAUGCUAAGCACAAGCACCAUAAACACAAACACUGCCAUCACUCCGACCACAAACACCACCGGCAUCGCACGUCGGUGUCGGCCACGCCUGUGUACGACCAGUGCCUCGAGGAAGCGAUGAAGCUCAAAACGCGCAUUCUCGUCGAGCACCGGGAGCGUCCCACGCGGUUCAGGUUGAGCGUCAUGAAGCGCGUUGUCAUUCCGCCCGUCAACAUUCCGAAGAAGCUCGCGGUGCGACGAGGAAGCAAAGACCUCGUAUCUGGCAAGCGCGUGCCGUUCACAAAGGCCAUGUGGGAGACCCAGAAGCGGACAUACAGCAAGACGCACGGCCUACCCGUCAUCCACGAGCGAUAG
Molecule: messenger RNA, 489 nt
Organism: Phytophthora infestans T30-4
Lineage: Eukaryota; Oomycota; Peronosporomycetes; Peronosporales; Peronosporaceae
Exons: 1
Coding region: 1-489 (162 amino acids)
Source: RefSeq, a predicted model, not a curated record